AUGUCCACUAGUAUUCCUGUUAAGAAAGCUCUUGGUGCAUUACUUCGUGAUCCAGGAAAUUCUAUAUGUGCAGAUUGUAAGAGUCAAUCACACCCUCGUUGGGCAUCUUGGUCUCUGGGUGUCUUUAUAUGUAUUAGAUGUGCAGGUGUUCAUAGAUCCUUAGGUACUCAUGUUUCAAAAGUUAAAUCAGUUGAUUUGGAUACUUGGAAAGAAGAACAUUUAAAAGAAUUGAUUCGAAUGCAAAAUAAUAUUAAUGCAAAUUUGUAUUAUGAAUGCCGAUUAAACGAUGAUAUUAAAGAUAAUUUAAAACAAUCAUUAUUAGAUACAAAUAAAUUACAAACUUUCAUUAGAGCUAAAUAUGAAGCUAAAAAAUGGAUUGGUGAACAUAUACCAAAUAAAAAAGAUUUAUCCUUACCAAAGAAAGAAAAUUUAUUAGAUGAUAGUAGUCAUAGUAAUAGUAAUGCCUUAUUAAAUGUUAAUUCUCCAAAUGAUUUAUUAAGUGACAGUAUGAAUCAAUUAAAUAUUAACAAUACCAAUAAUACCAAUAAUAAUAGAAAUAAUAGUAAUAAUUUAACAAAAUUUAGUGGUAACAGUAAUAAUAAUAGUUUAGUUAAUUUAGAAAAAUUAUCAUCAUCAAUAUCAAAUGGAUCAGCAUCAAAUAUUACUAGUAAUAAUAAUAAUAAUAAUAAUAAUAAUAAUAAUAGUACAAGUUCAAAUAAUAGUAUUAAUACAAAUAGUAAAUUAAAUCAAAGACCAGAUCUUAAGAAAUCAAUAUUGUCACUUUAUUCAAAAUCUAAUACUAAUGUAAGAACUCCAACAAAUAAUACUAAUACUAAUAUGUCAUUAUCGUCAUUAACAUCGUCAACUACAAAAUUACAAAAUACUAGUAAUAAUAAUAGCAAUAUUUCAACUACUUGGUCAUCUACCCUUAAUAAUAGUAAUAGUACUAGUAAUAAUAAUUCAGCAUUAUCAUUGGAUGAUAACGAAUUAUUUAAAAAUGUAUGGUCAUAA
This is a messenger RNA of Maudiozyma saulgeensis, 1011 nucleotides long. The record is from the annotation of a GenBank genome assembly. NCBI's taxonomy places the organism in Eukaryota, Fungi, Ascomycota, Saccharomycetes, Saccharomycetales, Saccharomycetaceae.